AUGCCCAUUUCGAAAAACAUCUUCAAAUACUUGUUUCAUCAUGUCAUUCUUCCCCCCCGGCUGCCACAACACUAUGAUGAGGAUGAACUAGAGGUUGGCUGUCCCCCGGAGCGCAGCCUCCACCUAUUCGCUCAAGAAGCUCUGGAGUCUUUCAUAACAGAGACAUCGCCAGAAGAAAAAGAGAUUUGGCAUAUUGUGGUGGGCAUGCUUCAAGAUUGGAAAGAAGUGGACAAGCGGGGUUCGGUUUGUCAAGAUACCUUGACCCAUAUUAUAUCAGACCUCAAAUCCAAAGGGGCGGCCGCUUUAUACAUCCGAUCACAUAAUUGCGGCUGGGUGGCAUACUACGAUAAAUGCAAUUACAAAGUGAUUAUUGAUGCGUUUGAAGCGUCGCCUAUCGCAAUGGACGUAAUAUCCGCUCCUGGGAGCCUUGCGCGCCAGUUUCCUGGUGUGAGCGUUGCCCUUCCGGGUGGUUUGCUUGAGGAUGCUAGGUUCUGUAAAGAGCUCUCUAAAAGCCUUACACGCCUGGCCACUGAAGAAGUGGGAGAAAUGAUGUUCAAGUCCCACAAAGCUGGAAUACCAGUUCCGGAAGAGCGGGAUACCACUCAUCCUGGUCUUGUCACCGAAGGCCUGAUGAGCCAACUUUUGGCAUUUGGGGAAAGCAGCACAGCACCACUGUUUUACAAAAACACGCGGGAUGACGUCAAUUGGAGAAGUAGCAGGCUGCCUUGGAGAAGUUCUCCUCAUUGGUUUGUGUUACGGGUUGCACUUCAUACAGUGCUUCUACGUGCUCUUCCUAACGGAGAAGGUCAAAAGCGAUACAAUAAUUUCAUGCUAUAUUUUGUGGCUGAGCUUGGAAUUUUAUCCACGCUUAUUCGACCAAGUGUGCCUUCAGAUCACUUGGAGAUCAUCCGAGUCAAGACGUGUCGACGCCUUCUCAAAUUAGAGGGGGAAGCCUACGAGUUCGUCCUGUGA
Messenger RNA from Penicillium brasilianum, 972 nucleotides. Lineage: Eukaryota; Fungi; Ascomycota; Eurotiomycetes; Eurotiales; Aspergillaceae. The record is from the annotation of a GenBank genome assembly.